GUGACCAUGCCCAGCCUGCUCGUGGGGCUGUGGACUGGACCUUACCAUAUCUCCUUCACAGCCUGCAUGACACAGCUUUUCUUCUUCAUAGUCCUCAUCUGCACGGAGUGCACCCUCCUGGCCUCCAUGGCCUAUGACCGUUACGUGGCCAUCUGCCGCCCACUCCACUACCCACUGCUCAUGCGGCCCCAGGUCUGCCUGGGCUUAGCCUUGUCCUCAUGGCUUGGGGGGCUGCUGGUCUCAGUGGCCAAGACAACAUGCAUCGCCAGCCUGUCCUACUGUGGCCCCAAUGUCCUCAACCAAUUUUUCUGUGACGUCUCCCCUCUGCUCAACCUGUCCUGCACGCAUGUGGCUCUGACGGAGCUGGUGGACUUCAUCUCUGCAAUUGUCAUCUUCUGUGGAACACUGUUGGUAGCAUUGGCCUCCUACUCAGCCAUCACGGUGGCUGUGCUCCGCAUGCCAUCAGCUGCUGCCAGGCGCAAGGCCUUUUCCACCUGUGCAUCCCACCUGAUUGUGGUGGGCAUCUUCUACUCAGCAGCCCUCUUCAUUUAUUGCCGGCCCAGCCGUAUCAAGUCCAUGGACCUCAACAAGGUGCUGUCUGUCAUCUACACUGUGGUCACGCCCAUGUGCAACCCUGUCAUCUACUGCCUGCGCAACAAGGAGGUCCAUGUAGUGCUUCGGAAAGCUCUCCACUGGCCUUGA
Messenger RNA from Suricata suricatta (meerkat), 702 nucleotides. RefSeq names its product olfactory receptor 5-like. Gene Ontology annotation, molecular function: G protein-coupled receptor activity; olfactory receptor activity. The record is from RefSeq and is a predicted model, not a curated record. Gene Ontology annotation, biological process: G protein-coupled receptor signaling pathway. NCBI's taxonomy places the organism in Eukaryota, Metazoa, Chordata, Mammalia, Carnivora, Herpestidae. Gene Ontology annotation, cellular component: membrane. The transcript has a single exon. The annotation marks the transcript as partial.